AUGUUUAUUUUAUUAUUGCUUUAUUCUGUAUAAGCUUCAAAACAAGAUGCAUCAAUAAUUACUCAAAAAUUGAAUUCAACAACAUAUUAUGCUAUUAUGAAUCAAGUCAAAAUAUUAUAUGAAGACCCUAAUAGCUUUUAAAUCUUAUUAUGGAAAAGAAGUGAAUCUGAUCAUCGAGUUUAUUCCUACACAGAUAAUGAUUAUGAUUUAUUAAUUUAAGAAGAGAAUAAAUUAAAUGGAACACCUGGAUGCAGAGCAAUAUAAAAAUCUUUUCCUGUUUAAUAACUAUUGAGAAUGGGAUUACCAGCUGAUGAAAAAAUCUUUUAUACUGAUUUGAUUGUUUUAUAAAACAGAGCACUCAUUAUCAGAAAUGACUUCACAUUGCAUGAGAUAAAUUUAUCUCCAGAUCAGUUUAUUAAAACAAUAUAAUAGAAAAAACUUUUAAUAUAAUAAACAUCUACUAGUCAUCCCAUAUUUUUAUAAAACCCUAUAAAUAAAAGAGUAUAUAUAAUAUCAGAAAAUGGAGGUGUCAGUAUCCCAGAUUGGAUGUAUAUAUAGAAUUUAAUUAUUUAGUUCUUUAGAUUCAACAGCAUUUUUUAUAAAUGAAGAACCUUUCAAAAAAAGAUCAAUAAUUUAUGAUGCAUUUCUUAAAAAUGAUAAAAUAUAUGUAGUUUGCGGAAAUGAAGGGAUUGAUAUUUAUGGAUAUAAAGAUGGAAUCUUAAAAUAUGAAAAAGUUCAACUUAGAAUUGAUAAUUAACAUUUAGAUGCUGUUGAUAUUAGUGGAGAUGACGAAAGUAUUAAGAUUAUUAAAAUUUUAGAUUUAUUUAUAUUAGAUCAUAAUCGUGGUUUAUAUGUAUGUGAUUAUCAAUUUAAGAUGAAAUUUAGAGUGCCAAUAUUAAAGGGAAGUGAUUUUAAUCAUUAUAACAAUACUUUUUUUAUAAUAGCUGAAUCAAUAACUAGAUAAGAUUAUGCAGUUGAGGUUUUCUUAAAUUUCACAGAUAAUUCAUUUUACAUAAAUCAUUAUUACUUUGAUGAUAUGUAAUUUUAUGAUGUAAAAGUAUAUGAAGAUUAUGCUGUUUUAAUUGGCUAUGAAGUUCAUAAAAUCAUUCAGCAUACAAUUUAUUCUGAAUUUAUUAGAUACACCAGUAACAAUUAUUUUGAAUUUCCUUAACUCUUAUAACUUAAAUCAUGGAACAAUACAAUAGUUGGUUUAUCUAAAAAACAAAUUAGAUUAUUGAAUUUAACAAUGGCACCUGCUCAUAUAGAAUGUGAAUCUUAAGAAAUAUUUUAAGAAUAUUAUUUAGUAGGAAGCUAUUAUUAGAAUUCAUCAUAUCCCUUUGAAGUAACUAAAGUAAAUCAAGUAUUCAAAAUAGUAAUAGAUGAUGUAUCAUUACUAUCAAAAGCUAAUCUUAUCCUUUUAGUUAUUGCAUUUAUAAUAAUAUUUAUUAUUGCAUGGUUAUUAGUUAUAGGAAUGAUAUGUUAUAAAAAAUGCAAAGAUCGAACUGAGAAAUUAGAAGAAAGCAAGAAGUUUUUAACUAACUAAUAUAAAAUCGAUAAAGAAGAUGGACCUGGUUAAGAAUUAUCAGCAUUAUGA
Messenger RNA from Paramecium sonneborni, 1594 nucleotides. Lineage: Eukaryota; Ciliophora; Oligohymenophorea; Peniculida; Parameciidae. The record is from the annotation of a GenBank genome assembly.